This is a messenger RNA of Silurus meridionalis, 2176 nucleotides long. It is a transcript of the gene clic4, whose product is annotated as chloride intracellular channel 4. The record is from RefSeq and is a predicted model, not a curated record. Bases 245 to 1000 code for a protein of 251 amino acids. The transcript has 6 exons. NCBI's taxonomy places the organism in Eukaryota, Metazoa, Chordata, Actinopteri, Siluriformes, Siluridae.
AAAUCUGUGGGAAACGAAUGCAAAAAAAAGACAAUAAAAAAAAUCUGCUAAUUGUUUGGAAUAACCGCGAUACCGCGAUACUCAGCGACGUGGGGAAAAGUUUGCGCGAGGAACGCGUCCUGAGCGCGCGCGCCGAGGUGCGUGUGUGUGUAUGAUAUAAAUUACACAGUAUAUAUAUAUAUAAAUAUUUAUGCGCGCGCGCGUUUCUUCUCUUUGAACCGAAUCUGAGACGGAAAGUUCGGGAAUGUCGCUCUCGGUACCGCAGAACGGACAGGGCGAUACCGAGCCCGUGAUUGAGCUCUUUGUGAAGGCAGGCAGUGAUGGAGAGAGCAUAGGGAACUGUCCCUUCUCGCAGCGUCUCUUCAUGAUCCUGUGGCUGAAGGGUGUGGUGUUUAACGUCACCACUGUCGACCUGAAAAGGAAACCAGCAGAUCUACAAAACCUAGCUCCUGGAACACACCCUCCCUUCAUCACGUUCAACGGCGAAGUAAAAACUGAUGUAAACAAGAUCGAGGAGUUCCUGGAGGAUGUGCUCAGCCCACCCAAGUACUCGAAGCUCAGCGCUCGUCAUCCCGAGUCCAACACAGCAGGCAUGGACAUCUUCGCCAAGUUCUCCGCUUACAUCAAGAACUCCAAACCCGACGCCAACGAGGCUCUGGAGCGAGGUCUGCUGAAGACACUGCAGAAGUUGGAUGAGUAUCUGCGUUCUCCGCUGCCUGAUGAGAUCGACCACAACAGCAUGGAGGACGUCCAAGUGUCCAGCCGCAAAUUCCUGGAUGGAGAUGAGAUGACGCUGGCCGACUGCAACCUGCUGCCCAAACUGCACAUCGUCAAGGUGGUGGUGAAAAAGUACAGAGGCUUUGAGAUCCCUAAAGACCUGACAGCCGUGUGGAAGUACCUGAGCAACGCGUACUCCCGCGAUGAGUUCACCAACACCUGCCCCAGCGACAAGGAGAUCGAGAUCGCUUACGCCGACGUGGCCAAGAGGCUCGUCAAAUAAACGCCUUCGCCACCAAAACACUCCCUUUUUCUUCCGAUAUUUUCUAUCUAUCGUUCUUUUUUUCCCACUGAAACCCCACAACACUGGGACUUCUUUAUUUUUCACACAAAGGAAAAAAGACUUUCAGUUGUAGAGGAUAAUAAUAACCCAGUGCAUGAAGUCCUGAUAGAUACGGAUCUAUUUCAUUUCUUACUUUUCACUUCUGUUCAAUUCAAUUUAACCUUCUGGUUGUUUUUUUUUUCUAUCAUAUGAGAAGUGUUAACCAGUUAACGAGUGUGUAUUGGUACAGCGUAAUAUACAGUAACACACACACACACACACACACACACACACACACACACACACACACACACACACUUCUCCCUGUAGCAGUAAAGGAGAGUAUAUAUUCACCAGCCUUUAGAGUUCUGCUUUUCUUAGUUUGCUUCAAAGCUUCUAUUUUCUUGUUUAUGAAAGAAAUCAGCAUCUGAACAGUGUUUGAAGCUCCAGUGUUUUUCUUUUUCCCCAUCAAGCACUGACCAGAUAUUAGACUCCGACAUGAAGGUAGACUUUUAAAUCGUUUUGUCUUUUUUUUUUUCCCCCCUAAUUGAUUAUAAUCUUCAUUAAAACUCCACCCACCUGCCUGAUUUUUUUUAUUUUUUAUUUUGGUUUAGUUUUUUCAGCUCAGUGGAUCGUCUCAGUCGUCUCAGUCGUCUCAGUCGUAUCAGGUGUGUUUGAUCGUGCAUUUAAUCGUAAAUGUAAAUUAGAAAAAUGUAGAAAGAAACACAAUGACUGUGAGGACAAGGUGCCAAAAAUUUGCCUUUUUUUUUACUUUAAAAUAAAAAACAGGAUUUUUUAUGACGGAUCUAAAAAAAGAUUUUUGUAAUGAUUUGAUGGUCUGAAUGUAGCUGAUGAAGGUCUUACUCAGGUGCACGUGUUGGAAUACGUCGCCUCUCCGGCCUUCACCGUCUCCUCACAGCGAUUUUUCUUUUCUUUCUUUUAUACGUUGCACCUCAAAUCACAAGUGAUUGUACUCGAAGGGAAAAACGAUCUGAUUGUGUUCCGUGAUCCAGAAGGAAAAACAUAAAGCUUUAUUCUUUUUCUAAUGUUGGAUUGAAGUGUUUCUGAGCUUCAGGUUUCUCCACCUGUUGGAUUUUUUUAGUAGAUUAAAAUAAAAAGGUACAAAAAUUGCAUUUA